Penicillium soppii is the source of this 1185-nucleotide messenger RNA. RefSeq names its product Plant methyltransferase dimerization. The record is from RefSeq and is a predicted model, not a curated record. Bases 1 to 1185 code for a protein of 394 amino acids. Lineage: Eukaryota; Fungi; Ascomycota; Eurotiomycetes; Eurotiales; Aspergillaceae. The transcript is spliced from 3 exons. Gene Ontology annotation, molecular function: O-methyltransferase activity; protein dimerization activity.
AUGUCUACCACUGAGGAAUGGGUUCAAGAGUUCGAGGGUCUCUGUGGUCGAGUUUCCAGCUUAUUUCCUUCUGAUAUUGACGAGAACGUUCGCAUUCGAGCGCUGCAUCUUGCUGAAAAGGCAGUACAUCAGCUCCACACCCCUAUGACUUUUGCUGAAGCCCAGACAUGGGGGCCGCUUGAGCUGUUUGGCGCCGGAGUGGCUUGUGAGAUGGGCAUAUUUGACGUUCUUUCUAAGCAUUCGGAGUCUCUCAGCACCGCCGAUAUUGCUAAAGAGCUCGAUGCCGAUCCGGCCUUGGUUGCUCGAAUCAUGCGUUUGUUGGAUGCACAUUAUAUGGUCGAUCAAGUCUCCUUGGAUCAAUAUGCAGCAAACGCAAUCACAAGGGACUACGUUAAGCCUUACCGAAAAGGCAACGUUAUGACUCAAGUUGCCUUGAUGCCCUCAUAUUUUGCUCUCCCAGCCUGGCUUCGUGCCAACAAUUACAAAGUGCUACCUGACGCAAAUCACUGUGCCUGGCAGUUCGGGGCUAAUACCACCAAAACUUUCUGGGAGAGCAUGUCAGAGGAUUCAAGUAUAAGCAAAUACUUCAACGAUUACAUGACUCUCCCUCGUACCACCCAAGAGGAAGACUUCGCUAGCUUUUACCCCUUUGAGACUGUUUUCAAAAACUCAAACAUGGAGGACAUUCUCUUCGUCGAUAUCGGCGGCGGUCUGGGCCACCAAGCCCUGCGCAUCCGCAGCUCCUUCCCACGUUCUCGGGGUCGCAUCAUUCUGCAAGACCUUCCCCAGGUCACUAGCAAGAUUGAGGCUGGAUCCCUGCCUGACGUCGAAAUCAUGGAUCAUGACAUGGCGAACCCACAGCCUGUCAAAGGCGCCCGCGUUUACUACCUGCGUGGUGUCCUGCAUAAUCAUGCUGACCACGUGGCCGCCAAAUUCCUUUCACAAUUUGCCGCAGCCAUGAGUCCUGAAUCGAGAUUGUUAAUUCACGAAGCCUUAGCUACGGACUUCAAUCCGAGUAAGAAUGUAACGAGGUUUGAUUUGAGUAUGUUGGCAUCUCUUGGAGGUGCACAAAGGUCAAAGGCUGAACAGAAGGCUUUAUUGGAAAAGGGCGGGUUGGAGGUUUUAGAAACGAUAGAUACGCCGGGAGAAUGGACCAUCAUGGAGGCCAGGUUGAAGAGGGACUAG